UCAUUGAGUGCGUCAUCGGUAAAACAGAAAGUGAAAACGUGUUCAUAGCCUAUGCGCAGUUUUGCUGUAAAUUUAUUUAGCUUAACCUGCUUCUGUUCGAUCUGCUGAAAUGGGAAAGAUUUACCAGAUCAUGGUGGUUGGAAUAAAGGGGGAGAAAAAAACCAUUGACGUCGCGACCUCGGAGGACGCGUUCAACAAAACCACUGUUUUGCAAUUCAAAAAGAAAGUUGCUGAAAAAUUGCCGGGUCAAGCAGGAGAUGAUCCAUCGUCCCUGAGGCUACUGUACACCGACAAACAACUAGAAGACAACGAUACAUUUUUAGAUCACCAAAUUAAGGAUCGCUCGACUCUAUUCAUGGUCUUGCGUCUACCCGGAGGUUUCCAAACAUAAAAGUCCUUGUCGGAAUCAGCCUGACCUCAAAACCUCGUCGAAAAGACAAUAAACUUUUAAAGAGACAAAUCCAUGUUUUGUAACUGUUCUUGAAAAGGAGGAUACUCCUAAAAAUAUGUUGUUGUUUUUUCCAUUUUAAUUUUCUUUUUUUCUUUUUUCUUUUUCUUUUUUUUUUUUUUUUUUUUGCAUUUUAAUUCGGCUAUGGCUUGUCUUUCUUCUGUAAAGUUAUAAAUGUAAUAAAAUUGUGAAAUGCUG
Molecule: messenger RNA, 646 nt
Organism: Puntigrus tetrazona (Sumatra barb)
Lineage: Eukaryota; Metazoa; Chordata; Actinopteri; Cypriniformes; Cyprinidae
Product: ubiquitin-like
Exons: 2
Coding region: 110-391 (93 amino acids)
Molecular function (GO): protein binding
Source: RefSeq, a predicted model, not a curated record